CCUGUAAUAAAAAUUCAACACCAUGAGCGCACUCUUAAUGUUCCGCUCCGUCCGCCGGAUCACACCUCAGCUGUGGACACGCUCUUCAUCCUGCUUGACCAGCCAACUUCAAAUCCCAACUCUUCAUCACACCGUUCCCGAACGCUCAACGCUCCACUGGCAAGUCACCAUCACCAGCCUGCGCUUCGUCACGACCAACCCGAACGACUUCAUCGCCGCGUCCCUCAUCGAUUCCGUAACGUUCGAGGCGGUCUGCUCGGACACGCUCGAAUCGCUGUGCGACUACUUCGAGCAGCUGGUCGAGGAGACGAGCUCGCUGAAGGCGGCCGACGUGACGUACGGGGACGGCGUCCUCACGGUGAACCUGGGCCAACCGUACGGAACGUACGUGAUCAAUCGGCAAUCGCCGAACCGGCAGAUUUGGCUCAGCUCGCCCACGAGUGGACCCAAGCGGUACGACUUUGUUCCGGACAAGUCCACGGUGAACGAGGGCUGCUGGGUGUACAAGCACGACGGGGUUUCGUUGCACGAGCUGUUGCAGGAGGAGAUUGGCGCGAUAACGAAGGGGGAGGUGCAGUUUCUGGAGCUGCCGCACAGUAGGAGGAAGUAGGAGU
This is a messenger RNA of Culex pipiens pallens (northern house mosquito), 614 nucleotides long. RefSeq names its product frataxin homolog, mitochondrial-like. Gene Ontology annotation, biological process: intracellular iron ion homeostasis; iron incorporation into metallo-sulfur cluster. The transcript has a single exon. The record is from RefSeq and is a predicted model, not a curated record. Gene Ontology annotation, molecular function: 2 iron, 2 sulfur cluster binding; ferrous iron binding; ferroxidase activity. Lineage: Eukaryota; Metazoa; Arthropoda; Insecta; Diptera; Culicidae. The coding region runs from base 23 to 610 and encodes 195 amino acids. Gene Ontology annotation, cellular component: mitochondrion.